UCAGAAUAAGAAAUUUAGGUACUCUGUGGCAGUAGUGACAGCUUACAUUCUUGAUAUUAUUGUUUGUUUAUACAUUUUUGCAAAAUUACCAAAACCAAAACACAAUAAAAAUAUGUUUGCAUCCAAAUUCCGAUUGUUAAAUUCACAAGAACCAACCGAAGAAAUAUCUUGGUCUUCAAGCGAAUCGAGUGACUACGAAAAUGUGUCCAACAGUGAAAGAUUUUGUAACAUAACCAACAAAAAUAUCUAUCGAAAGAGAAAACGCAAAAACAAAGCUAUGAAGAACAUUUCCAAUUUAGACGUGACCAUAAUCGAUGUGCCGAGAGAACAGAACCCCUCAGCCAUCUUGGAAAAAUCUCCGAUUAUUAGCAGAAAAUCAGAAAAGUCUACUUUACUGUCUCCCAUACUUAAAUGCUCUCCAAAAUAUUUUCCUCCUUUCAGGGCUAGUAAAGAAUGUUCAUCACCUACAACUCUGUCUUUAAAGAGCCCUAUACUGAAAUCUAAACAUGCUAGUCCUAUUGUACCUAUGAAAAAGAUAAAGAAAAGACUCUUUAACCAUUCAAAGCAUGAGUCCAGAAUAGACAAUGUAAAUGAUUUAGAAGCCGAAAGAAAGUCUCCUAUUUUUGGAGCUAAAACAACGGAAAUGCCAAAACAAGGAAUAACAGUUGAGCUAGCCAUGGAUAAUCUAAAUGAUAAAGAAGGUAAUUUUGAUGAUAAUGUUGAAAUCACAAAAUGUGAAAAACAUAAUGAAACGGACAGAAUGAGAAAUUCUAAUAAUACUAAUUUGAAUAAAGAUAUUUCCCUGAAUUCCAGCCAAAAUACCAGCUUAGAUGACAGUCUAUUGCUGAAAACUAACCAUGACUCAGAACUUGUAAAGAAAGUGAAAUCGUUCUUCGAUUGCCAAUUUAGUUCAGAGAACCCGUCUCAACAUUCCAUAGUAGAGACGCAGACACCAACUGAAGUUGAUACGAAAUCAGUAGAAGAUAUUGAAAUCAUCAGCUCAUUGACACAAGCAACUAAAAGUAACAAAACAAGUUUUGAAUCAAUAAUUUCAAAUCCUGUUAGCAAAAAUGGUUCCACAGAGAGUUAUGAAGCAGAUUUUUGUGUGGAGAAGUCUAAAAAGAUGAGAUACAAGAAAGAUGGCUUAGCAUACAGGUUGAAUACACUUUUGAAAAAGCAAGUGGCUAAUAUUUCGCUCUGGCAACACGAAAAAUAUUUGGCAGAAAAUUCAAGUUUCGUUAUUCCAAAAGCAGAGUUCAGUAUGUUUCGUAUAAAAGAAUGUAAUUUCAAAUACGGGUGUUAUUUGUUAGAAACUGUUGAUCAAAAUGAUGAUAGUGUUUUCAUAUUAAUUAAUGGUAAUUGUUUAAGCAGAUGUAAACUAAGUGAAGAUUGUAUUUUUAAGCUUUAUCAGCCUUAUAUUGUUUUAGAUUUCGACGUUAAAUCAAAACUCAUACUAAAUGUGUGUAAGUUUGAGUGUGUUUCAUAUUUAUAAUAAUUAAUAAAAUGAACUACGAGCAAUGUUUAUGACAAUAAUAAAAAGUUAACCAUUAUUUAUAUAUCAUGUUUUUUUUCAUUUUUAUAUCUACUAUUGUGAGAGAUUUUUAUAUCUACUAGUGUGUCGUUUUUAUGAUGAUUUUUUUGGAGCAUGGUACUGCAUCUAGCGCAUAAAUUAUUUACCCAUGAAUUCAUCUUCUUUUUUACACAUGGCCAGACUACAUAACUUAUAUCUCAGAAAAAGGAACAAAAUUGAAACUUCUAAAAGGUUUUUUCUUAUGGCAACACCGAUAAAGUUUUUCAGAAGCUUUUCCACUGAAUUUCAGUCAAGUCAGUCGAUAUUUCCUCCAAAGCUUUGUAGAACGUAUUUUAUUGAAGAUUAAGCUUCUCUCUUGGGAGAACAUUCAAAUAUAGAACUCACACGGUUAACAGUUAACUUCUGCUAUUUAAAUACAAUACACGUUCAAAAUAAGAUACCUAGAUGGUUAUUUAAUAAUGUUCAGUGAAAGAACUAGUAUUUGUUUUGCAAAAGCAUGGGUUAUGUAUUGAUUUCGUUUUUGGCUUACUAAGAUCCCUACAACAGCCUGUUAUAAAUUAUAAUAAUGACAUCAAGAAAAGAUUUGGUGUUUCUGAACAUCAUAAUUCUUCUAUCAAUAGUCUCCACAGUUCACAGCAUUGACUGUUUCAAAUGUGUAUCAAUGAACGGUAAAUUCGCGGCGUGCGACGACCCGUUUCACAACAAUCAUUCGUUGGCGAUGCUGGAAUCUCCGUGCAUGGGCGGCAGGAAGGGCAGGGACGGGCUAUUUCCAGCCACCUCAUGCAUCAAAAUCAAUGGCGUGUUUGGUGAGUGGGUAUUAAUGCACUCUCUUUGUUUUUCCUGAAAAUUGAGGAAUUCCAAUUAGUUAGUAUGUAGGUAGUUUAUCUAAACAGUAGUUAAGCCAAAACAAACUUUGCAUUUUUCACAGCAAAAUUACACUGAAGAAAGUAUGGCAAAUAUAAGUACACUACGGUUCUAAAUUUUGAAAGUACCUAUAAUUUACUUUCAAAAUUUAGAACCGUAGUGUACUUAUAUUUACCAUUAAUUAAUAAUGUACACAGGGCAACAUGUAGGUAGUUAAGUACUUACAUGGUACAUGUAUCUAUUGAGUCAAGACCAAGAAAACGCCAAUGGAGCUCAACUUAAUAUUUGGGCAAAUGUUAAAUUGAUGUCGGUAACUUUAUUUAAGCACUAAGUAGUCUAUUCAAUAAAUAAUUUAUAUAUUUAACAUUAAAUUAAAUUAAUCAUACUUAAACGAAAUUACAAGAAUUACCUAGGUCCUACUUGCAAAAUAGCUAUCUUUUUUUUUAAUUUCCUGACUGUAGGUAGGUACCUAACUACUUUGCAGAGCAUGGAGGCAAUAAACCAAAUCCACUUUACAGAUGACACCGGCGAGACAAUAACGGUGAGGGGAUGUGGGCUGGACUCAGGCACUGUCACCACUGACACUGAAAUUAUCAGGAUGUCGCACUGCGGCCGUUUUUACUACAAUGAUAGAUAUGUCCACGGAUGCCUCCAGUCGUGCAAUGACGCAGAUGCGUGCAAUUCCUCACCCUCUAUACAAACAAACAAUAUACCUAUUCUCAUAGGUAUAUUGGCAUUUCAGAUGAUCAACGCAAUGUUCAAAAGCUAACAGACUUAAUAUCACAUUAAGUAUCUAGAUAAAAAAAGCUCUGGCAAUUGGGACGCAUUAGGUUAAUUUUCACGCUUUUUGUAUGAAAAAAAAUUGAAUGAAACUAUGUAAGUAUACACGACACAUAAUUACCGGGUACCUAACUACUUAUUGAUGUUAAGAAACAACUAUUCGACUAGAAUACAAUCUAUGUAUUUACCUAGGUAUUUGUAAGUCAUUCAUAAAUUAUUGCUUGUUCAUUAUUAAUAGGUUAAGUACGUACAGAAGAGGAUUUUUUAAAUAACACAUUCUAACUCAAUAAGUUAUUUUAACAUUUUCUUAAAUAUCUCUUUACACGCUUUAGUACCUACAUAUCAGGGCCAUGUUUGAGUCUUUAUAAGUAUUAAACAGGUACAUAGGAGUUAGGGGCACAUGAUUGCACUUGCUUUGACUAGUUGCAGUGGAGAAGACUUAAUCAAAAAUAAAUGUCCACUAAGUUAAAUCUAAAUAAGUUAACUAAGUCAUAUUAUAGAGCAGUAAUAACGUACGGCAUAAUCAAUUUAGUUAAGUAUAAGUAAGUGGUUAUCUACUUUUCUGCCUAAUUUUGACUUACGUAAGUACGUUUAAUAUCCUGGAAAACAUUGAAAUAUAUAAUAUAGAUAAUAUAAGAAGCUUGUCUUUAUAUAAAUGCAUAAUUAUAUUUA
Molecule: messenger RNA, 3847 nt
Organism: Plutella xylostella (diamondback moth)
Lineage: Eukaryota; Metazoa; Arthropoda; Insecta; Lepidoptera; Plutellidae
Source: RefSeq, a predicted model, not a curated record